AUGACGGGAGAAAUCAGUGAAAAAGUCUCCUCGCUGACGCUGGAGGAACUGGGGAAGAGCAAGAACCCCAUGGACUUCUAUCGACAACACAUCGCCGAGAAAUUGGCUCCCAUCAUCAACCGAGCAGCAGCCGAGAUUGUCCCCCUAAUUCAAUGGACUACGACCUUGGACAAGGGAGAUUUCAAUCUGGCGGUGCCUGCAUUGAGGGUCAAGGGCAAACCACCGCAAGAACUGGCGAAGGAGAUCGUCGAAGCAUUUCCCACGACAGAGGACACUUUCGUCAUGGUAUCCCAGGCUGGUCCGUUCGUCCAGUUUUUCGCCAAACCUCAACAUCUGAUCAACAUGACAAUCUCUGAAAUCCUAAGGAGCACGAAGGCGUAUGGCUGCAACCCUGCCCCUGGCCUCAAGGACCCAUCAGACCCGUCAAAGGGCCGAAAGAAACUCAUCGUGGAGUUCUCGUCCCCGAACAUAGCCAAAGAAUUUCACGCCGGCCACCUCCGGAGUACCAUCAUCGGUGGUUUCCUGGCCAAGCUGUAUCAACGCAUGGGUUGGGACGUCCUGAAGAUGAACUACCUGGGAGACUGGGGCAAACAGUACGGCCUGUUAGCCAACGGGUUCAAGCAAUUUGGCAGCCAAGAGGAAUUAGACAAGAACUCAAUUGCGCACCUGUUUCACGUCUACGUGGAAAUUAACAAGGUCAAACUCGCCCAGGACGAGCCCAUUAAUGAGUUGAAGAAGGAGAUCAAGGAGAAAAAAGACAAGGGCGAAGAUGUGUCAGCACUGGAAGCCAAACUUGCACCCCUUGUGGAAGCAAGCGAGGAUGAGAAGGCGCGAAAAUAUUUCAAGAGCAUGGAGGAAGGAGACCCCGAGGCAUUGGCCCUGUGGCAGAAGUUUAGGGAUAUGAGCAUCAAGAAAUACCAGAACACGUAUGCCCGGUUGAACAUUGAAUUUGAUGUGUACUCUGGGGAGUCACAGGUGAAGGCUGAGACUAUUAAGCGGGUUUUGGACAGUCUGCUGGCACAGGGGAUUGCCGAGUAUUCGGAUGGCGCAAUCUUGAUUGACUUUACCAAACAUGGUGCGAAAAAACUCAACAAAGCAAUCAUCGUGCGAAAGGACGGCACGCCGUUGUAUCUUACCCGAGACCUGGCGGCGAUUUUGGAGCGACACGACCAGUACCACUUUGACAAGAUGAUUUACGUGGUUGCGGAUCAACAGAACGAACAUCUUGCCCAACUGUUCAAGACCACCGAGAUCAGUGGGCACAAGGACGUGGCAGAGAAGUGCGAGCAUAUAUCCUUCGGCAUGGUGAAGGGCAUGAGCACCCGAAAAGGAACGGUCAAAUUCCUGGACGACAUCAUCCAGACGGUCAAAGACACCAUGCUCGAAGUGAUGAAGAAGAACGAUCAGAAGUAUUCUCAGCUGGACGAUCCCGAGGCAGUUGCCGAUGUGCUGGCCAUUACCGCCAUCAUGGUGCAGGAUUUGUCAGGCAAGGUGCGGAAUGGGUAUGAAUUCAACAUCAACCAGAUGACGGCAUUCGAGGGCGACACCGGUCCGUACUUGCAGUACGCGCACGCUCGGCUAUGUUCGAUUGAACGAAAAGCCAAUGCCGACCUGAGUAGUUUGAGCUCUGCCGACCUUUCCUUGCUGAAAGAAACCCACGCCAUCAACCUGGCUCGUUCGCUGGCACAAUAUCCGGAUGUGGUGCUGAAUACGCUCAAGACUCGAGAACCUGCCACCAUCCUCACCUAUCUGUUCAAAAUGGCGCAUGCGCUGAGCUCAAGCUACGACCAUCUACAAGUGGUUGGCAGCGAACCUGAGCUGCAGAAGGCUCGGUUGGCGUUGUAUGAGGCUGCCCGACAGGUGCUGUGGAAUGGCAUGACGCUACUGGGGUUAAGUCCGGUGGUGAGGAUGUAA
Molecule: messenger RNA, 1914 nt
Organism: Fonsecaea erecta
Lineage: Eukaryota; Fungi; Ascomycota; Eurotiomycetes; Chaetothyriales; Herpotrichiellaceae
Product: arginine-tRNA ligase
Exons: 1
Coding region: 1-1914 (637 amino acids)
Biological process (GO): mitochondrial translation; arginyl-tRNA aminoacylation
Cellular component (GO): mitochondrion; cytoplasm
Molecular function (GO): ATP binding; arginine-tRNA ligase activity
Source: RefSeq, a predicted model, not a curated record